AUGCAGAAACAGCUGCUCAAACUGGAUAAAGAAGGCCGCACUGAUUUCCGGCGUGGCCUGAGAUCCUGGGUUGCCGCAUGUUCUGACAAUUCGGGUUUCCAGCGCUGGCUGUUGGAGUCCAACGGGGAAGUACAGGGAGUUAUUACUAUCCUCUUGGACAUGGACAAGAAGGAUAUCGUGAUCCGGUUGUGGUAUAUGGAAAACGAGAAUCCUGUUAUAAAGCAAGAAAUUCUUCUGUCCAGUGUCGGUGGGAGAACGAGAAUUAGUCAGUCCAGCAUUGAUAUCUUCAAUGCUCCCUUCGUCGUACCCUUUGAGACAUUCUACAUGGUACCGCCGACGCCUGGUUCGAGCGAAAAAGAUAUUGAGGUGACCGAGAGUGACCUUGUUGAGUUUGCAGAAAUUGUCUGGUGCCUGUCUUCCCCCAUGGAUGAGUCACAGGACAGUUUAGAGUGUUUAGAGAAAACUAUUGGAGAGACGCAUUUAGCUACAAUUGGAAUUUAA
Molecule: messenger RNA, 501 nt
Organism: Penicillium atrosanguineum
Lineage: Eukaryota; Fungi; Ascomycota; Eurotiomycetes; Eurotiales; Aspergillaceae
Exons: 1
Coding region: 1-501 (166 amino acids)
Source: RefSeq, a predicted model, not a curated record